Messenger RNA from Trachymyrmex cornetzi, 1348 nucleotides. Its product is annotated as F-box only protein 44. Gene Ontology annotation, cellular component: cytoplasm; SCF ubiquitin ligase complex. Lineage: Eukaryota; Metazoa; Arthropoda; Insecta; Hymenoptera; Formicidae. Gene Ontology annotation, molecular function: ubiquitin protein ligase activity; protein binding. Bases 353 to 1219 code for a protein of 288 amino acids. Gene Ontology annotation, biological process: SCF-dependent proteasomal ubiquitin-dependent protein catabolic process; glycoprotein catabolic process; ERAD pathway. The transcript is spliced from 3 exons. The record is from RefSeq and is a predicted model, not a curated record.
CGUCAACUUCGUUCCGUUAAUUGUUCGAUUCGAGCGUUCGAGUGCAUUCGAGUGCAUUCGAGUGACACGACUGACACGGCGGGCGAUUUUUCUCACGACAUCGCGAAAAAUGUCAUUAGUCUCUAUCGAGCGUAGUGUCAAAUGUUCAAUAUCGCGUACUCGAAAGCGUGUACUUUUGCGUGAUGAUGCGUAACAAAAGUUUGCGGAGAUUCAGACGCGACGAUGGCGAAACGCUUCUUCGAAUCCAAGAUCGCCUCGACGAUCACUCUUGACGUCGAAGCAACGUUGUAAACACAUAUGCGUCAGUGCCGUCAGUGCAUCACGUUGUAACGUGUCGAGUGUGUGUUGACAGAUGAUGGGACAGUUCAAUACUAUUCCUUCAAGUCCUCGUGUGAUGUUCGAUGAAGAGGGUGACAAUGGCUUGGUACUUUGUGAUAAAUACCUGCCGGUCGAAAUUCUGAUAGAGAUCUUUUGCUAUGCCGACUGCAAGACUCUGAUGAAUUGCCAGUUGGUGUGUAAACGCUGGAAGAUGUUGAUGAAUUACGUCUGGCAUAAGAAGACUGAGCAGACGCUAGCCAAACCGUUUCCAUGGAACGACAAAAUCCCCUGGUCCGUAUUUUAUUUCGCAUGCACUAAGAAGCCAUAUGAGAGGAACUUGCUGAGAAAUCAUUCCGGCGCAGAAGGCAUGCAUCAUUGGGACUUGGGUUCGAAUGGCGGUGAUCACUGGAGGAUUGAGGAGCCUCCCGUCGGCGUGCCAAGACUGCCGCUAACCGAAUCAAUGUUUAAAGACAGACAGAUCUGUUUCACGACGUCCUAUCAACGUUGCUCCAAAAUGCAAGAUAUCUAUCUGACAGAUGAAGGGAUUCAUCCAUAUAUCCUAGACACUUAUCAACCACCUAUAGUGGUAAGCGAAUGGUACAGCUGUCGAUGGGACUGUCCAGCAAAAUAUCAAUUGGAAGUUAAAUUAAUUGGUGUUGACGAAGAACAAAUGGAUAAGUUUAAAUUUGAAGAUAUUCUAGAAGGAGAGAAACAGAAUAAAUGGCUGCAAGUUUCACAUGUAUUUGAAAACUAUGGAACUGGUCUCAGAGUUAUUUCCUUUGAGCACAGUGGAAGAGACAGAUUGUAUUGGGCAGGACAUUAUGGCAGUAAAAUGGCUGGAGCAUGUGUUUCUGUGAAAAUUCCUGAGAAUAUUUGCACUUGCACUUGUAAAAAAACGUAAUUAAAACAACAAAUAUUACAUAAGACAGAGAGGUCAAACUAGACAAGUUAGUUUAUGAGGGAUUUUCCCUCUGCUUUUUUAAUAAAAAGUUUUAUGUAAUAAAAAGUCAUUGAUUUCAAUGAAAUAAAA